Cynoglossus semilaevis (tongue sole) is the source of this 1847-nucleotide messenger RNA. RefSeq names its product platelet-activating factor acetylhydrolase, isoform Ib, gamma subunit (gene pafah1b3). Gene Ontology annotation, molecular function: platelet-activating factor acetyltransferase activity. Gene Ontology annotation, cellular component: cytoplasm. The coding region runs from base 190 to 861 and encodes 223 amino acids. The record is from RefSeq and is a predicted model, not a curated record. The transcript has 6 exons. NCBI's taxonomy places the organism in Eukaryota, Metazoa, Chordata, Actinopteri, Pleuronectiformes, Cynoglossidae.
GUAUUAUUGCUUUUUAUGUUCAGUAUCAAUGCUAAAUAUUACUGCGCUGUUUUGGAAAAAAGUACUAACUUGAAAAAUGAAACGUUAGGGAUCACUGAAUGUUGUUCCUCGGUACUCUGUUAGGUUGCAUCGUAUGUUUCUGAAGAAGCGAGACAAAAUCCCCACUGCUUUCCCAAGUAGAGUGGAGCCAUGAGUGCAGAGGACCUGAAUCCGGCCGCCACACCCACUGCCUGUGAGGACAUCCACGGAGAUGGACGAUGGAUGUCUAUGCACAACCGCUUUGUGUCCGACAGCAAGGACAAAGAACCAGAUGUGCUGUUUGUUGGAGAUUCUCUCAUUCAGCUCAUGCACCAGUUUGGGAUAUGGAGAGAGCUGUUUUCACCUCUUCAUUGCCUGAACUUUGGGGUCGGCGGCGACGCAACACAACACGUUCUCUGGCGACUGAGCAAUGGUGAACUUGAUAACAUCAGCCCAAAGAUUGUAGUGCUGUGGGUGGGCACCAACAACCAUGGGCACACGCCUGAGCAGAUCUGUGGAGGCAUCUUGUCAAUUAUCCAAGUCAUCAAGAACAAGCUCCCUCAUGCCCACACGAUCGUGCUCGGAUUACUGCCCAGGGGUAAAAUGCCAAAUCCUCUGCGGGAGCGAAAUGAGGAAGUGAACAAGCUGGUCCAGAAGGCCCUUUCCACUCUACCCCACGGCUCUUUCUUCGACGUAAACCCCGGCUUUGUCCACUCCAACGGCAGCAUUUCCCAUCAGGACAUGUACGACUACCUUCAUCUAACUCCCCAGGGCUACCAGGCCGUGUGCGAACCCCUGCAUGCACACCUGAAGUCCAUGCUAGAGAAACCUGCGGAAAACUAAGCAGCCAGUUUACAAGCUCAAACACUGCCACAGUGUUCCUCGCCCCUGUUUCCAGAGAGCAGCGCGCUUACUGUAGCUUCUCGCAGUCAGUUAUUUACAGUCCAGAGAAGCACUUAACACCUGUGCGUGCCCUCUCGACAUUCAGGUCCGGUGACCACUGUGACGGGUAAAAUAUGAAGUGAUUGGUGUUAAUGAUACAGUCAGAAAUAACGCACAUGUGUUGUAGCGAGACAGCAUCCUGUUUCAGUUUCUGAUGACGUUCUUUUCCACUAAUGUUUCUGUUUUGACUUGACACCUGAUCAGUGAGCCAGGAGUUGAAACCGCUGAAGGAAUGGUAUGAAUACAUUCGUAUAUGUUCUCUCCAGAUCCACUUAUCUCAGUUCAUUUUCAAUGACCCUGCGUCUAAAAAUAUAUACGGACAAUGUUUGAUUUUCGAAGGAAAUCUUUAAAGACCUAGGAACAGGAUUUCUCUGGAGAAAGUAAAAAAAAAACAAAAAAAACUGGCUCUUUAAUUGGCAGAACAUUUAAUGGUCAAAUAAGUCACAUACAAAUGAUUCCCUAACAAUCGAAUUAUAAAAAGUAGUAGUAUUUGGUUUAUGUUUCAUGAUGUAUGAUAUGUUUGUCUAUAGCUCUUUUUUUUUUUUACUCUGUUGUGAUGCCUUUCUUAAAUGGUUAUUUGGUUGACAAAAUGCAUUUCAUUGACCAUUACUGCCUACUUAUUGUAUGACACAGUAUCUCCAUUAUUAUUAUUAUUAUUAUUUUUUUUUUUUUUUGCUUUGUACGAUGUACUUAAUUGUGCUUCACCUGUCGUGAAAGCUUGUGUCAGUGGAUGUAUGGGAGUCGAUGGCGAAGCUGCUUGUGCACUCUUUUUUCGUUUACAUAUUGAACUGAAAGGCAUGACUUCACACACUAAAAAAAACGCUUCUGAAUUGUACUCCUGGAUGGCUGAUUGUGUAAUGUAUAAAUACAUUAAACCUAAAAAAUGA